UCUCUGGCUGCUGGGGGGUGAUUGAAACUGCCAGAAAAAAGAAUUCGACACCUCAGAAAGACAAGUUUGGGCCCCUCAACCCAUUGGGGAAAACAGAGCAAGAAACAGCUCCGCGCUGGGCUUGAGUGGAGGGAUUUGAGGAUGUUUUCGCCUCCUGUUCUUUCUGUGGGUCCAGCGGAGUAGGGAAGGGGCUUCGUCUUAGAGCUGAAGAAACCGAGCUCAGAGAUAUUACACAUGCAUCUAUGUACGUAGGGUUUGAAACGCGCUCCUCGGACUCCAGAACAAGGGCUCUUUGGAAUUGUGCCUCAUUUCCCUCCCACCCCUCUGAAGGCUGAACGUGGCUGGUGGGAGCCACCCUGUAGCCAGAAUAGCUUCAUUAACCCAAUGGAGGUGUUUGGGCCUGCUUGCCCCUUCCUGAACGGCCCCAGAUUGUAGGGUCGUGGCCUAACCCCGUGCGUCGGAGGUGUGUGUUGGCCGAGACCAUGAACUAUUAGUUUUUCCUGGUGUUUUUUGCGUCUCUCGGGAGCAGAGGGCCCAGAAGCCAUGUCGGAGUUACUGCUCCUGGGCCUGAUUGCGGCCCUGCUGCUGACCCUGCUGCUGACCCUGUUGGGUUUUGCCGUGUACUCUGGGCUUCUGGAAGACGUCGUGGUGAGCGCGGGCUCUCCCCCGAUCCGGAACAUCACCCUGGCCUACAAGUUCCACGUGGGUCCCUACAAGGAGUCGGGCCGCUUGUUCACGGAGAGCUGCAGCAUCUCUCCCCGUCUUAGUUCCAUUGGGGUCUACUAUGACAACCCCCACACGGUCCCUGCAGAGAAGUGCCGCUAUGCCGUGGGCAGCAUCCUGAGCGAGGGCGAAGAGUCACCAUCCCCCGAGCUCAUCCGCCUUUACCAGAAGUUUGGGUUCAAGAUCUUCUCCUUCCCAGCCCCCAGCCAUGUCGUGACCGCCGUCUUCCCCUACACCACCGCGCUGUCCAUCCAUCUGGCCGUCCACAGGGUCCAUCCCGCCCUGGAUACGUACAUCAAGGAGCGGAAGCUCUGUGCCCACCCCAGACUGGAGAUCUACCAGCAGGACCAGAUCCACUUCGUGUGCCCGCUGGCCCGUCAGGGUGACUUCUACGUACCUGAGGUGAAGGAGACGGAACGCAAAAGCCGAGCAGCUGCCGAGGCGGAUGACGCCCAGACGGAUGUCACAGGAGCUGACACACUGAGUGAUACCAGCUCUGUCAGUCUGGACGCAGGCCCCGGGAGCCGCGAGAACUCGGCUGCCACCUCCACCCUGUCCCCCGGUGUGGUGGGUCGCGGCUGGGAUGACGCCGAUAACCGGAGCGAGCACAGCUACAGCGAGUCGGGGGCCAGUGGUUCCUCCUUCGAAGAGCUUGACCUGGAGGGAGAAGGAGCCUCGGGUGACCUCCGCUUUAGCCACGAGGCUGAGCCCCCCGGGCCCAAGUGGGCCAAGGAGCGCAGCACCCCGGAGAAGGAUGAGGAGUAGGUGCCCCUUGUGGUCCAGGCCUCUGCCUCUCAGCCCCCCUCUCCUGGGGCUUAAUCAAAGAGGAACUGAUCAAAUUCGUCCUUCCCCACCUCUGACCUGGCCUGGCCGGGCCUGCCUCUCGCCCCUCUCCCCUAGAUCCUCGCUCUGAGGGCUGGGGCCCAGUGCAGCCCCAGCUGACCCCGUGGGGCUGCCGCCUGCUGACCAGGCUGGGGGUUAUCUUGGUCCCCUGCACCCCGAGCUCUUUGCUCUGUUCUUUCUCCUCUCUCCCUGGCCUGUUAUUCCCAGCCAGCUGGAGGGGGCAGUCUCUUCCCUCCCAUUUUGCCCCUCCCUCAUCAGUCUUUUUCAGACUCACAUUGGGACUUUUAGGAUCCAGAAUAAAGCAGAUGAUUUUCGUUUCA
Molecule: messenger RNA, 1886 nt
Organism: Sarcophilus harrisii (Tasmanian devil)
Lineage: Eukaryota; Metazoa; Chordata; Mammalia; Dasyuromorphia; Dasyuridae
Gene: TEX264
Product: testis expressed 264, ER-phagy receptor
Exons: 5
Coding region: 544-1488 (314 amino acids)
Biological process (GO): reticulophagy; protein-DNA covalent cross-linking repair
Cellular component (GO): nucleus; autophagosome membrane; replication fork
Source: RefSeq, a predicted model, not a curated record